This is a messenger RNA of Perognathus longimembris pacificus (Pacific pocket mouse), 3995 nucleotides long. It is a transcript of the gene Txndc16, whose product is annotated as thioredoxin domain containing 16. The record is from RefSeq and is a predicted model, not a curated record. Lineage: Eukaryota; Metazoa; Chordata; Mammalia; Rodentia; Heteromyidae. The transcript has 20 exons. Bases 149 to 2614 code for a protein of 821 amino acids.
GGGGUGGCGGGAACUGUCGGCCGCCGGGACGGCCUGGGUCUUGCACGCUGGUCUUGCACACAGGUCUCGGGCAGGUGUUGUUAUAGGCAAUAGAAGACAGCAAAGGACAGAAGAGGCAACAGCUCCUGCUAAUCCACAGCUGCAACACAUGAUGUCUUCUGGCUUCAGUGUUUUUAGAGCUGACAUCUCUUUUGUCAUGAUGUGCCUUUUUUAUAAGUCAACUGAAGAUUCUCUGCCACAACUGAGUCCUCAGAAUUAUUUCAAUACAUUGCAACCAGGAAAAGCCUCUUUAGCUUAUUUUUGUCAAACUGAUUCGUCAAGUGCCUCAAUAUUUCUUGAACAACUGAAUGAGGCUGUUAGCCCUCUUCAGGACUAUGGGAUUUCAGUUGCAAAGGUUAAUUGUGUCAAAGAAGACACUUCAAAAUAUUGUGGAAAUGAAAAGAAUUUGAUGAAAGCAUAUUUAUUCAGGGGCAACAUACUGCUCAGAGAAUUCCCGACUGACACCUUGUUUGAUGUGAAUGCUAUUGUCGCUCAUGUUCUCUUUGCUCUUCUUUUUAAUGAAGUGAAAUAUAUUACCACCCCAGAAGACCUUCAGAACAUAGAAAAUACUCUGAAAGGAAAAGCAAACAUGGUUUUCUCAUACGUAAGAGCCAUUGGAACACCAGAGCAUAGAGCAGUCAUGGAAGCUGCUUUUGUGUAUGGGACCACAUACCAAUUUGUCUUAACCACAGAAAUUGCAGUGUUGGAAAGUAUUGGCUCUGAGAAUAUCCAACAUGCACAUCUCUACUUUUCUCAUUGUGAACCUGUCCGGGAUCUGGCUCAGCAGUGUAGAAGAACGCGAAUGGAGUGGCCACUGACCACCUUGAACAUUCACAUGUUUGUGAAGACUAUGAAAGCACCUCUGUUGACUGAAGUUGCUGAAGAUCCUCAACAAGUUUCAACUCUUCAUCUCCAGCUGGGAUUACCACUGGUGUUUAUUGUCAGCCAACAGGCUACAUAUGAAGCUGAUAGGACAACCGCUGAAUGGGUUGCCUGGCGUCUCCUGGGAAAAGCAGGAGUGCUGCUCUUGUUAAGGGACUCUUUGGAGGUGAGCAUUCCUCAGCAUGCUAAUGUGAUCUUCAAAAAGGCAGCAAAGGAUGUUCCAGUGGAAUAUUUAGUUUUCCAUGAUGUUGAUUCAGUAAUUUCCCAUGUGGAAAAUAAAAUACAUGUUGAACAAAAACAAGAAGAUGAAGAAGAUGAUGUGGAAGAUGCAGAUCUGGAUGUUCAAGAUGAUGAAGUUGCAGAAACUGUGUACAGAGAUAGGAAGAAGCAGUUACCUUUGGAGCUGACAGUGGAACUAACAGAAGAGACCUUUAACUCAACAGUAAUGGCCUCUGACAGCUUAGUGCUCUUCUAUGCUGGUUGGCAUGCAGUAUCCAUGGCAUUUCUCCAGUCCUAUGUUGAUGUGGCAGCUAAAUUGAAAGGCACAUCCACUAUGCUUCUUACUAUAAUAAAUUGUGCAGAUUGGUCUGAUACAUGCACUAAGCAAAAUGUAACUGAAUUUCCUGUGGUAAAGAUGUACAAGAAAGGCGAGAACCCAGUGUUAUAUGCUGGCAUGUUAGGGACUGAAGCACUCCUAAAGUUUAUCCAACUCAACAGGAUUUCAUGUCCAGUGAACAUAGCCUCAAUCCAGGAAGCUGAAGAAUAUUUAAGUGGGGAAUUAUAUAAAGACCUGAUCACCUAUUCUAAUGUGUCAGUACUGGGACUGUUUAAUCCAGCCAUGAUAACAGCAAAAGAGUAUUUCAUUGAAGCAGGAAACUACCUAAAAGGACAUGCCAUUACUGGAAUUUACUCGAGAGAUGAUGUUUGGAUAUUGUCAAAUAAAUAUGCUGUAACUCUCCCAGCCUUGCUACUUGCCAAACACAAAGAAGACAAAAUAGAGAGUAUUCCAGUAGCUGGCUCUCAUGCACAAGACAUAGUUCAAAUAAUAACAAGUGCAUUACUGGAAACAUUUCCAGAAAUCACUGUGGAAAAUCUUCCUGCAUAUUUAAGACUUCAGAAACCACUACUUAUUUUGUUUAGUGAUGGUAUCAUAAAUCCUCAAUAUAGAAAAGCAAUAUUGACACUAGUGAAACAGAAAUACUUGGAUUCAUUUACUCCUUGCUGGUUAAAUUUAAAGAAUACUCCUGCUGGGAAAGGAGUCCUGCGGGCAUAUUUUGGCCCUUUGCCUCCUCUCCCUGUUCUUGUCUUAGUGAAUCUUCAUUCUGAUGGCCACGUAUUUGCAUUUCCUUCAGACCAGUCAAUAACCGAACACAGCCUUAUACUGUGGCUUAAGGAACUAGAAGCCGGACUAGAACAUCAUAUCACAACUUUAUCUGCUCAGGUGUGGAAGCCCCCUCUCCCAGCCUACGACUUUCUAAGUAUGAUGGAUGCUGAAAUCUCCCAGCCACAGCCCACCAAGAAAGUUCCUGAGUGUACAAAAGAAAGAGAUGUGCGUGAUAGUGGUAAGGGACAACAUGAAGACAAAUCAUCAGUCAAAAAAGAGCCCAUGGAAACACUGAGAAUAAAACAUUGGACUAGAAAUAACUGGUUUAAAGAAACAGAAAAAUCACUUAGGCAUGAUAAAGAGUUAUGAGUUGUUUGCAAGGGGCUAUUCUUUGUAUUUGGCUUAUUUGAGAGACUCAGUAAUUUAUUUAUUAAGAGCGAAUACUAAGUCAUAUCAAGUUUCAAGAAAAGUGCCAUUCAACAGCUGUUGAAUUUUACAUACAUAAAAUUUUCAGGUAGCUAAAAACAAUGUAAAAAAGAGCAGGUAAAAUUGAUUUGACCCAACUAAUAUACCCCAGAUAUGUUAAAUUAUAUGAAAAGCCUUCAGAGAUUGACUUUUUCUUUUCUUACUGUUUUCUUUUUAUUAAGUUCAAAAUCCAGUGUAUAAAUACAGUGUAUAUUUCACUUCAGAAGAGCUGUAUUUCAAGUGCUCAUUAGCCACACGUAUGGUUAUGCUACUGUUGUAUUAGACAGCUCAUUUGAAGACAAAAGCUAGUGCAAUUCAUUUAACUUAGUUCUAGUCACAAUAUAUGUUUGGAUCAAAAUUGAAAUGUAAUGCUAGUUUAAUCAAAGUUGACUCUACAGUCGAGUCAUAUAGCUGGCAGUUAUAUUUGUUGCAUUUUUCAGGCCUUUCUGCCCCAAGGGUUAUUUGGCUGUCAAGAUAAAGUAUUGAUAUCAUGGCUGGGGAAGCUACUGCAUCUAGUGGCUAGAGGCCAGUGCUGCCAAACAACCUAUAUCAAGACAUCCCCUCACAGCAAUGAAUUGUCUUACCCAAAAUAGCAGUACUGCUAAUGUUGAGUAACCUCUGUUACUAACAGGUAGCAGGGUGGACUUCCCAAAUGAUCUGGAUAUUCUCCAUAUAUAUAUAUGGGGGGAAAUCUUGAAUGUUAAAAAUAAAUACUAGGUGGCUUAAUACUAUAUAAACUAUCCUCUGGAUGUAAUUUUAUCUUAUUAAUUUUAAUAUUUUCAAAAGUGCUACCAUAACCCCCCAAAGGACUCAAGGUAAUAAGUAUUUUUAAAGAGAGUCUUAAAAUGUUCUCUUAUUUCUAUAGGCUAUAUUGCUAAAUUUCAGGUGAACAGAAAUAAAACAUUCUGCUAUCUUCUUACAAAAAGAGAAAUUUCCUUAUCUGAACAAUGUCCAAAACCUAUCUAUCCUUGUGAUCUUUGAACAAACAAGUUUAUGUCCUAGGGCCAUAAGACCUUAUCUUUAUGAGAGGGAACAAUUAGCCAAAAAUUAAUUUUCAUAACAGAUCAUUUACUGUCAGAUUGAUUUGUUUGCACCAGUUGUAUGCUCAGUUGCUCUGAAUUUUGAGACAUUUAUUGGGAACAUCCUACCUAGUGCUCUACUACAACCCUCCUUGUGAGAUCUACUUGUGGUAUAUUCUUUAAAUUUUUUCUACAUUUGGCAUAUCUAGUAAAACUGUUUCAUAACUGGAAUUUUGUAGCUAAAUGGCAAUAAAUUAUACAACCUA